CAUGUUUCCUGCGCCGCCAGUUUGACGCGUGAAAUCAAGGCCACCGGGAUUGAGGAGAUACCGGGCCCGCGGCACGCUGGACCUCAACGUUUCGUUUUCAAGAAGCUGAUCGCUGGCAUGCUGUGAGACUUACCUCUGAUCACCCGAGGCUUUAAAAAAACACACACAAAAACAAUACCGACAAACUAACCACCGGCCGUGUUCCCGAAACAAUCCUCCGGUCAUGCAGCGCACCUGCCAGACCUCCGCUCCCGGACCGGACUGUUGAAGAAAAAGACAAGGCAACUUUUGGGGGAAGAAGUUGCCAUCAGCUCGGUCGUCGAAGCGAGGGUGGAGGGGCCAACUAAGUCCCUCCAUCGAGUAGAGCCACCUUUUUUUCUUCACAUUUUCAUACUCGAUAGGACGUCGAAACGGCGGCUUCAGUUGAUUAUCACUCUUUCCUUUGCUAUCCAAUGGAUAUUCACUGCAAAGCGGACCCCUUCACGGCGAUGCACUGGCACGGGGGUGUGAACCAGCUCGGCGGGGUGUUUGUGAACGGCAGACCCCUCCCGGACGUGGUGAGGCAGCGGAUAGUGGAGCUGGCCCACCAGGGCGUCCGGCCCUGCGACAUCUCCAGACAGCUGCGGGUCAGCCACGGCUGCGUCAGCAAGAUCCUGGGCAGAUACUACGAGACUGGCAGCAUCAAACCAGGUGUGAUUGGUGGCUCGAAACCGAAAGUGGCCACGCCAAAGGUGGUGGACAAAAUCGCAGACUACAAGAGACAAAAUCCAACCAUGUUUGCGUGGGAGAUCAGAGACAGACUUCUUGCAGAGGGCGUCUGCGACAACGACACCGUCCCCAGCGUCUCGUCCAUUAACAGGAUCAUCCGAACAAAAGUCCAGCAGCCUUUCCAUCCAUCUCCUGACGGGUCAUCCCUGUCGACACCAGUCCAUACUAUAGUACCAAGCACAACCUCUCCGCCUGUAACCACCGCCUCCAACGACCCGGCAGGAUCCUACUCCAUCAAUGGGAUUCUGGGUAUUCCACGAUCCAAUGGUGAAAAGAGGAAAAGAGAUGAAGUGUAUGUAUACACGGCCACUGCAGCCAGGAGGGGGGGCGGGGGGUAUGUGUCUCGAUUGUUGCUCUUUCUUCUUGUAGAUGGUUCAGAUGGUUCUGGCCCAAACAGUGAUUCUCAGGGUAGUGUGGAGAGUUUACGGAAACACCUUAGGGCAGAUGCCUUCACCCAGCAGCAGCUGGAAGCGCUGGACCGGGUCUUUGAACGUCCCUCGUACCCUGCCGUCUUCCCUACAUCGGAGCACAUCAAACCUGAACAGGCUAAUGAGUACUCGCUCCCUGCCCUGAAUUCCAGUCUGAAUGAAGUCAAGCCCAGUUUAUCCUCCAGCGUCCACCCAGACCUGGGCCCCAGCGUGUCGCAAAGCUACCCUGUAGUAUCAGGUCGGGAUAUGGCCAACACAACUUUACCUGGAUACCCCCCCCACGUCCCCCCCACAGGUCAGGGCAGCUACCCGUCUUCAACGCUCGCUGGAAUGGUUCCUGGGAGUGAGUUUUCGGGGAACCCCUACAGUCACCCGCAGUACACAACCUACAAUGACGGCUGGCGAUUCAGCAACCCAGCAUUACUAAGUUCCCCUUAUUAUUAUAGUGCGGCAUCGAGAGGCUCCGCCCCUCCCACUGCUGCCACUGCCUAUGACCGUCACUAGUUACCAUGGCAACCACAUCAACCUGCAGGACCAUGGCCUUAGCCUCCAUAUUGCCCCGGUGUGAGCGGCAUGGUCCACUGGACACUGAGCAACUGCGCAUAAAAUGUUCCUGGCUCACACAAUGAGAAACCUUUUUUGGGAGGGGGACUCCAGACGACUUCUCUCUUUUCGGAGCUUCUUUGGACACUCAAAGCCAAAACAAAUAAAAAAAAUAAAAACUACAAGAAGAUCAUCAGAGACACUAUACACACAUAAAACACCAAACAAUGAAAACUGCUAAUUGCAGGGGAAAAAAUGGGAAAAAAAUGAAAAAGAAUACAAACUAAAAUAACCGAAUUUAUUUCCCCCCAGUGACAGUGUCGCAGUCUCAUCCCAUCACGGAUCAAUACUGUACAUUCCUUUUCUUGGCGGCUCUCAGCAGGGACGCUGUCCGGAGCUUAAAAUGUAGCAGCAGCCUUUCUUUCCACCCUGUUUCCAUUCGUCUCCCACUCCGAUUCAGAUGGCAGCGCAGUGAGAUCAGAGGAGAUUAGCAGCAGGCACAGGCAGGCUGUGGCAGGCUAACGUUGUUUUUAUCCAUCUGAACAGUCAACGACCAAACAUCCAGCAUGAGUAAAUCGAUCGCUUUUGAUGCCAUGAGAAGAUUAGGACAUGUUCUCUGUGAUACACAAUCAAGAUGUAAAAAUGAAAAUGAAAUAAAUAAAGAAACAUCCAUUUGAAAAUAGAGGGAGCCAUGACAAUAUAUCACCAUGGUCCGCUAUUUGCAAGAUUUCAAGAAACUAGUAGAUAUAUUCUUAAAAUGAUUUUUUUAUUUCAUUUUUAUAAUUCGUAACGACUUAACUGCAGACUGCUCGGCUAGUGUUUUACUGUUUCUUAUUUUGUCGGGAUACAAGAGGUCAUCAGGCAAAACCUUUUUGUGUGUUUUUUGUUCGUUUUGCACUAUGUGGGGGGUUUGCAACACUGGAGCGUUAUUAUGCAGAAAAAAUGAUGAUGCAUAUUUGUUUUAUGUCAUGAAACUGACUGUAAGUCUAUUAAGUCUCAGUCUAAAAAGGUACUUACAGUUUCACAGUUUUUCCGGUAAUUUAAGGCCCAUCAUGUCACUGCCUUGACGCGCACUACUUUAUUCUCACAGCUUACAUUUUUAUUUAAGUUGAUUAAGUCUUUGGCAUUCAACCACAGACAAGGAUAUAACAGCCAUCCCAAUUCAAACUAGGAAUAUUUGUGUAGUUUGAUACCAGACACAUCUGAUUCUGACAACUCCAAUAACGUCAAAGAGCAGGGCGAAUAUUUCAACUAAAUGCCUUAAACAUGUUCCCUCCGUCAACUCCAUCACAUGUUUCAGGCCAAGUUGUUUCUCUGAAUCCAGCUGGAAUGAUGGUUUCUUCAUCUGUCAAGUGAAUGUAUUUGCAUUUGCCAAAGACUUAGUUCUUGUCCAUGUUUAUUUACAGGCCGCCUAUAUGCAUCAUGGAAGCAGUAUUAUUAUUAUUAUUAUUAUUAUUAUUGUUAUUAUUAUUAUUAUUAGGAAAAACCCAUGUUGUUCAUGAGAAAAAGUAUAUGUAUAAAUUCUAUGCAGUGCAGAGAUGGUCAUCAUAUGCAUAUUCAGCUGUAAACCUAAAGGUAGGUGGAGUUUAUUUAAUUGUUAUGUUAUUUACAAAUGGUUCAUUUUGUAGAAGGAUUGUUUGUGUGUGAUGUGAAGACACUUCUCUGUAAAUACAGUAAGAAAAAAUGUCUUUCAUGUUCAUGGGUAUUAUCACUUUCAUUAUGCUGGUCUCACUUGUACAAUAAUAAAAGUGUCUGAAAUCUUUUACGCAAAAGUGGCUGCAUGGUGUUUCUGACCAUCUGGAGUACAACUAAAACAAUUGAUUGGCAACAUU
Messenger RNA from Pseudoliparis swirei, 3571 nucleotides. Its product is annotated as paired box protein Pax-2a-like. The record is from RefSeq and is a predicted model, not a curated record. Gene Ontology annotation, biological process: regulation of transcription by RNA polymerase II; anatomical structure development. The transcript is spliced from 13 exons. Gene Ontology annotation, molecular function: RNA polymerase II cis-regulatory region sequence-specific DNA binding; DNA-binding transcription factor activity, RNA polymerase II-specific. Lineage: Eukaryota; Metazoa; Chordata; Actinopteri; Perciformes; Liparidae. The coding region runs from base 453 to 1700 and encodes 415 amino acids.